Messenger RNA from Spodoptera frugiperda (fall armyworm), 5380 nucleotides. RefSeq lists its product as uncharacterized. The coding region runs from base 1075 to 2670 and encodes 531 amino acids. Lineage: Eukaryota; Metazoa; Arthropoda; Insecta; Lepidoptera; Noctuidae. The transcript has 3 exons. Gene Ontology annotation, molecular function: nucleic acid binding; zinc ion binding. The record is from RefSeq and is a predicted model, not a curated record.
UGCAGCUGAGCUAACUCGGUCACAAUGGUCGAGGUCGGCGCCUGCGCACACAGGACCAUUUUACAUAAUUUCAUAGACACGAUACCUCGUGACAAUUUUUCUUUUAAUUUUUUCCAUUUAUGAUUUGACAGUUGUAGUGAGGGGACAUGUGAGAAGUGUAAAAAAUGUUUUUUAAAAUUGAUUUAGUUGUAGUGUUGUUAUUUAGUUUUGUAAUUGUGUUUGCCAGUGCGCAGGAUUGUAAAGUUGGCGGGAAAAAGUGCGCGGACCAUGACCAAUGCUGCGGCGGCUGCUGUUUCGACGGCGAGUGCAUCGAUAGUGAGUAUCUUCCUACCGGUCCUGUUACGCAUCCCUAGAUGUCUGUGAUGACCACAUCUGCCUUGGAGAAGAAGAGUGCAUAGUAUACAUACCGCCUGAGUGUCCGGGAUGCGAACCUUUGCCAAUAUGUCGACUGCCGAACGUAUAAUCCUUGGAUACAGUGACCAAAUGAAUACAGCGAAUCCAAGCCAAAGUCUGUACAUUAGAACGACAAGCUAUAUUCAAUCGAAUUGUUUCUAACUUAGAGUCCAAAUUAAUUUAAAUUAAUCAGCUAGUAUAUCGAAAUUAAAUUAUUUACUACUUGUAAUGUAAUCAAUCAAUACCAGGUAUGAAACAACUGAAUUCAGUAAAUAAAUUGAAAUUGUUAUUUAUUACUAUUUAACGAACUGUAAUUUGAUCUCACGAAAUAAUAAUUAACGAAAUUCAUGAAUUAAUAAUAAAAAUGUAAACAUUGAGCUUGUUAUUUGUACUUUCGUGUGUUAUUUAAAUAUUUUUAGUUGAAUAAUUUACAUUUAAGGUUUUAUAUGUAUGAAAAGACCUAACUUAUUACCAUAACUGUAGUGUAAGCGCAUAAUCUGUGUACAACAUCAGUUGUCAACGUCAGUUGUCAACGUCAAUUGUCAAUGGCAGUUUGAAUUAUACCGAGCUACAAAUGGGCUGUGUGUUUUAUUGUGAGCUUCCCCAGUACUAAAUACUAUAGUGGCGACGAGGACAAUUAGUUACGGUUUUGCGUGCGCAUUCAAUCUACAGUGUGUCACAAUGUCGAUUGGUAAAAUCAAAGAGUUCGACAUGCGGUCGGGGUUAUGGACGUCUUAUAUGGACAGACUUGAGAUGUACUUCAAGGUGAACAAGGUCACGGACGAAAUGAAGUUACCGACGAUGAUUGCUAGUAUGGGGGAUGAAGCUUACGAGUUGCUGGUUAAUCUCGCUAGUCCAAACAAGCCUUCGGAAUUAUCUUUCGUACAAGCUGGUGAUUUGAUGCAACAACACUUACAACCGCCGCCAUCUUCGUUAGCGGAAAGAUACCGAUUUCGACAGAAACGGCAAGGUGCUACGGAGGAUGUGGCCACAUACGUAGCGGAACUGAAGAAAUUGUCGCGGAAUUGUAAGUUCAACACCAAUUUGAACGAAAACUUACGCGACCAAUUUAUCUGCGGGCUGCGCAGUGACGUCAUUCGGCAGCGGUUAUUCGCUGAAAAUGACACCAUAAAUUUUGCGGAGGCGGUCAAGUUGGCGUGUUCGUUAGAAGCAGCGGAGAGGGACGCAGCUGUGGUUGAGGGGAAAGGAGCAUCAGAGGCGAGGAGUACGUGCUCGGUCCAUGCGCUAGAAAAGUGCGCGGGGCGUGUCGGACAAGGACGCGGGCGCAGAGUUGGCGGAGCGGGACCGGUAGCACCGACAGCUAGAGACCGCACGCGGCCGGUCAAUGUCAGGAUGACGGGCUCAGCCGGGUCGGUGAACGCAGGCUGCGCAGCAUGCGGGGCGGCGAAUCACGAUUUUGACAGGUGCCGUUAUCGGAACUUUGUGUGCAGCAAAUGUCAAAAUGUGGGUCACUUGCGGCGGGUGUGUCCUGAGUGGAAAGGUCGAAGGUCGCAGGGAAACAAUGACGGUCAAGAAAAAGCGAUUAGGCGCGGAUUUCAUUUCGGAGAUCUCGACUACGGGACCAGUGAUGAAGAAGGGGUUAUCGAAGAUCUAAAUCUCAUGGCAUUAAAUAAUUAUAAGGCGGUGAGUUUACCCAUUCUUAUAGAUAACAUUCCAAUUGUAAUGGAGAUAGACACUGGCACAGCCAUUUCGUGUAUAAAUAAAAAUGUAUAUGAUUUGUAUUUUGACCAUUUGCCUAUUAAAAAUGAUAAUACUAUCCUAAAAUUUUAUGAUGGCUCGAAAAUAAAGCCCUUGGGUAUAAUUAAACCGUCAGUGUGUUAUGAUGCCAUAGAAAAACAAUUAGAAUUAUUUGUCAUUGAGAAUGGUACCACAUCUUUGAUUGGGAGACAGUGGUUGGCAGAAUUACAAAUAGAUAUUCCAAAGUUUCAGUGUAAUUUUAUCAGGAAGGAUGACAAACAAAUUGAUAUUGUGUUGUGUAAAUUACUUGACAGGUAUAAAGAACUGUUCAGUGGAGGGCUGGGACGGUACAGGGGGGCAAGGCAACAUUGCGGGUGCGUGAGGGCGCGGAACCCGUAUUUCACCGAGCACGGCCCCUGCCGUAUGCACUCCGUGAGCGCGUCGACGCUGAGCUCGAUGCGAUGCUGCGCGCCGGCGUCAUCGAGCCGGUGGACUGCUCGGACUGGGCUUCUCCACUGGUGCCUGUUAAUAAGGCUGACGGUACGUUACGUAUUUGUGCGGACUACAAGUCUACUUUAAACCCCGUUUUGCUGGUCGAUCGUUACCCACUUCCUAGAAUUGAUGAUAUUUUGGUAGGGUUAAAUGGAGCUCAAUAUUUAAGCAAAAUAGAUUUAUCUAAUGCUUACAAUCAGAUUGUGUUGGAUGAUUCCAAAAAGUUUACUGUCAUUAACACACACCGAGGGUUAUUUCGAUACAAUAGGUUAGUAUAUGGCUUAGCAUCUAGCGUAGGAAUUUUCCAACGCAUUAUGACAAAUUUAUUACAGGGCAUUCCGCAUGUGCAAGGGUUUCUUGAUGACAUCAUCAUAGGAGGUCAGACUAGAACGGAGCAUUUACAGGCCCUUGAGGCUGUUUUGAAGCGUUUAGCUGACAACGGAUUAAAGUUAAGGAAGGAUAAAUGUGUUUUCUUGGUAGACAAUGUUAAAUAUUUGGGGUAUGUGAUAUCAAAAGAUGGAAUUAAAGCGGAUACUUCUAAGAUUGAUGCUAUUCUUAAGAUUGAAGCUCCUACCAAUGUAACAGAAUUACGUUCGUUCCUAGGUAUGAUUAACUUUUACGCAAGAUUUACUAGAAAUCUUAGUUCCUUACUAGCUCCUUUGCAUAGUUUACUGCGGAAGGAGAUUCCAUGGAAAUGGGACAGUGAGUGCGAGCGCGCAUUCGGAGAAGUCAAAAGAGCGUUAGUCAGUAGCGAGGUGUUAGCUCACUACGAUCCUAGGAAACCGGUUAUCGUGACGUGUGAUGCGAGCGCGCGGGGUAUUGGAGGGGUAUUGGCGCAGCGCGGGGUGCGGGGCGAGCGCCCAGUGGCGUAUGCGUCGCGUGCCCUCACUGCUGCGGAGAAAAAUUAUUCUCAAAUACACCGCGAAGCUUUAGCUAUUAUUUUCUGUGUAAAGAAAUUCCAUCAAUAUUUAUACGGACGAAAAUUUACAUUACGCACUGACCAUAAACCGUUGGUUUCUAUCUUUGGCCCUAAUGCCGGAAUACCGACUAUGACCGCGAGUAGGAUGCAGAGGUGGGCCGUCAUUUUGUCUGCUUAUGACUACGAUAUAGAAUACAUUAAAACUAACGAAAACUGUGCGGACGGCCUAUCGCGGUUGCCGAUCAAUACUACUAAACAAGAAAGUGACGUAAUUCCGGAACAGACAUAUUUACACUUUGCACAAGAAGCGUUAUUAUUGGAUAAUAAACAAAUAAAAACAUUUACAUUGAAGGAUGCCAUUCUGAGUAGGGUUUUAUCGUUUAUACGGGACGGUUGGCCCGAAGUGUGUAGUAUAGUAGGUAUGCAACCUUAUUUUAAUAGGAAGUCGGAAUUAUACGAGGAAUUAGGAUGUGUUAUGUGGGGGCAUAGGGUUGUAAUUCCUGAUGGUUGCCGAGAUAAAGUGUUAAAAUUAAUACAUGAGCCGCACAUGGGGAUAGUUAAAUCCAAAGCCAUAGCACGUAGCUACGUGUGGUGGCCCGGCAUCGACGAGGCGGUGGAGCGCGAGUGCCGCGCGUGCGCCACCUGUGCCCAGCAUGCGGACGCGCCCCCAGCGCAUCCCCACGGCUCUGGCCCUGGCCUCACCGCCCAUGGACUAGGCUCCAUUUAGAUUUUAUGGGCCCCAUCGGAGGUAGAUUGUAUUUGGUCGUAGUAGACUCCAUGUCAAAAUGGCUAGAAGUUUUUUUGGUUCCUAAUACGUCAGCUCGAAGUACUAUUUCUAAGCUUAGUGAACUAUGGAGUAGGUUUGGCGUUCCUAGGCAGAUAGUGACAGAUAACGGUCCACCAUUUACAAGUAGUGAAUUUGCCACCUCUUUACAGGGUGACGGGGUGGAACACGUAUUUACAGCCCCUUAUCAUCCCGCGUCAAAUGGGGCGGCGGAGAACGCAGUCAGGACCCUAAAGAAGGUUAUUAAAAAGGCUAUAGCUGAGAACAAAAAUAUAGAAUUGACCUUGAAUAAUUUCUUACUGCAUUACCGUAAUACCGAACAUUGUUCCACGGGAGAAAGUCCGGCGAUAUUACUGAUGGGCAGACGUUUAAGGACUAGGUUAGACGCGUUGAAACCAGAUAGGGAAGGCAAGGUUCGUGAGUCGCAGCAGCGGCAGGUUAGAGGUAAAGGUGGGGAGAGUAGAGAAGUAGGAGUAGGUGACGAUGUUUGGUACCGUCAGUAUCUAAAGGCAGAAAAAUGGCAACCAGGAUCUGUGAUUAAGUCAACAGGAACUAAUGAUUAUAAAAUUCUUGACGAUAAGGGUAACGUUCACCAUAGACAUCUCGACCAGCUAAAGCGUAGAACGAGGAGUUCGCUUGUAGUCCCCACAGGUACGAGACCGUCUUCCGUGGACCCUCAGACUUUGGAGCCUGAUAUCCAGGCGGAGAUCCCAUCUGAGCGGACCGUAGUUCGAGGCGAGCAGCUGGGUGAGCCCGGGGGUAAGAUAGGUACCAAUACAGAGUCCGUUGAGGAUUUAGGCAUGCCAAACAGUGAGGACUUUACCACGCCUCCUACCACCCCAGUACCGACCCAGCCACGUCCCGUUCGGAGUUGUCGAGUGGGUAAAACCAUAAACUAUAAGUAUUCUUAAGUUAAUCAUAAUUUGUUAGAUAUUAAGUAGGUAAUAAGUUAGAGAGGGGUAAUUGUUGUAAUUCUUAAUUAAGUGGGGAGGGAUGUAGUGUAAGCGCAUAAUCUGUGUACAACAUCAGUUGUCAACGUCAGUUGUCAACGUCAAUUGUCAAUGGCAGUUUGAAUUAUACCGAGCUACAAAUGG